AUGCCUGACAGAGCGACCAACACCAACACUAUUGACGAGACUCAGAUGGACACCAGGAUCACGAGUCCCACCGUCACCGCGGCUGCGGCCUCAAAGUUUGAUAGCAAAGGUCGAGCGUUCCCUGAUACUUUCAACAGCCGCGAGGAGUUCAUUCAACAUUAUCGUAGAGUCCCCACUUUCGAUUGGGAGUUGCGUAGUAUCAAACCAAUCACAGAUGAGCAAAGUAGGAAGAGUCAUUAUGAUUCUACCAAAGGAAAUCCAUCGGCUUGGACGCCUGAUGUUGAUCUGAGCAAGUACGGAAAUUGGCAACCCGACUUUAGCGCCGCUUCCUGGGAACGUGAAUAUCCCACUGGUUCUUCCAACCCAUGA
Messenger RNA from Tremella mesenterica DSM 1558, 369 nucleotides. RefSeq lists its product as uncharacterized. Lineage: Eukaryota; Fungi; Basidiomycota; Tremellomycetes; Tremellales; Tremellaceae. The record is from RefSeq and is a predicted model, not a curated record. The transcript has 2 exons. The coding region runs from base 1 to 369 and encodes 122 amino acids.